UUUACGUUUAUUGUAAAUUAAAUUUUUGGCUUCUGUAUUUACCUAAAAUAAAUAUUUACUACUUCAAAUACAAAUAGUAACUUGUAUGUUGAAAACCAUAGCAUAACUACAACCGAUGUCAGAGUCUUCUUUAAAAGAUAAUCAAACCUCAAAAGAAGAACAGCCUUCGUCCAAAAUACCGGAAUCCGUUAAGAAAAUUUUGACGAUGGAGAAAGAGAACGAAAACAAUGCAAAUCGAAAAUCUCGAAUUGAUCUCAAUGCACUGCCAACCCGCCAAUACUUGGACCAGACUGUUGUUCCCAUAUUAUUACAAGGACUCUCCGCAUUAGCCAAAGAAAGACCUCCAGAUCCCAUCAACUACCUAGCCGCCUAUCUAUUGAAAAACAAAACUACAUUUGAUAAUAAUAGCAAUGCUCCGUCAAAUAAUAAUCCUCAACCAAAUCCUCAAACAUAGACAACUUCUGCAAUGCCAGAGGUGUAAUGUACUAUGGAUAUGGGUUUAAACUUGGGCUCACUAUUUUAAGUUAGUUAUAAUGUAUGGAAAAUUACUAAUGAAGUGAUAUAAAGACUUUAUAGGUGUUUAAUUUUAAUUUAAACUUUUAUUGAAAUAGAAGUGGAGCAAUAAAAGGUAUUUCUAUAA
This is a messenger RNA of Aricia agestis (brown argus), 640 nucleotides long. Its product is annotated as protein dpy-30 homolog. Gene Ontology annotation, cellular component: Set1C/COMPASS complex. NCBI's taxonomy places the organism in Eukaryota, Metazoa, Arthropoda, Insecta, Lepidoptera, Lycaenidae. The record is from RefSeq and is a predicted model, not a curated record. The coding region runs from base 116 to 454 and encodes 112 amino acids. The transcript is spliced from 2 exons.